AUUCCAUGGCAAGAUUGGAUCUUGGCCCAUCAAUUUCGCGUGGAAAUGGUUGGAUAAAAACAAAGACCAUGGCUCGAGAUUCGACAGGAAUGAUUGAUAUGAUGAACUCCACUGAUGAUUUGACCAAUGAAAUGCCCUACUCUGCUGCCCAACCACUGGUUUUCUCAGACUUCUUGCUCACAGACCUUAGAUCUACUACCUGCUUCAGUCCUGAUUUCAUCAUCUUCGAGAGCCACAAGAAGACCCCCAAUGUCUUUUAUAGUACAAGGAGGUUUUCAUUCAUCCAAGAAGUGGGAAUGGGAAUGGCUGUAGAACCUGGGAAACUGUGGCACCCAUAUUCUCACGUGCUAAAGUCAAUACAAAGGUGAUAGUGACCCAGAGGGCAGGACAAGCAUUUCAUGUGAUGGCCUCUACUUCCAACAAGGAACUUUACUCCUAUGAUGGUGUUGUAGCUGUGGGUGGUGAUGGUUUCUUCAAUGAAAUCCUUAAUGGGUUUCUUUCUUCAAGGCAUAAAGCUCCUUACCCACCAAGCCCAACAGAUAUUGUUCAUUCUGUUGAUGGGAAUGGCAGUGUCUUGAUUCAUCAUGGUUCAAGUGGAACAGUUGCUGGGACUACUAGUCAGAAUGAAGACCAGUCACCUCUUCUCUCAACUCCAAGACAAGAAAAUGGAUCAGGAUUCUCAACUUUUAGAACUGAAGAUGGCUCUUGUAACAUUGCAGAUCAAGAUCGUGAGUUUUCAUUCCCUGAAGAACGGUUUAGAUUCGGAAUCAUUCCUGCAGGUUCAACUGAUGCCAUUGUGAUGUGUACAACUGGAACUCGAGAUCCUAUAACAUCAGCAUUGCACAUUGUCCUUGGUAAAAGGGUAUGCCUCGAUAUAGCGCAAGUUGUAAGAUGGAAAACAACGUCGGCAUCAAAAGUUGAACCUUGCGUACGCUAUGCGGCUUCUUUUGCUGGGUAUGGUUUUUAUGGAGAUGUCAUUACUGAGAGUGAAAAAUACCGCUGGAUGGGCCCCAAACGUUAUGAUUAUGCAGGAACAAAAGUGUUUUUGAGGCACAGGUCAUAUGAGGCAGAAGUAGCAUACUUACAAGUCAAAUCAGAAGUAACAAAUUCAACUUCCGAGAGAGGUCACUUGAGUAGUCAGAUACAAGCAUUGUGGAGUCCAAAUGAAUCUGAAAGAGUGGUUUGUCGCGUUAAUUGCACUGUCUGUAACAAAAAACCGAUUCGGGUAUCCACGGGAAGUCCCCUAGCAACACCUUACUCACAUCCAGAAGAAACAAGAUGGUUGAGAUCCAAAGGGCGUUUUCUUAGCAUUGGUGCUGCUGUAAUUUCUUGCCGAAAUGAAAGAGCACCAGAUGGUUUGGUGGCUGAUGCACACCUUUCAGACGGUUUCCUCAACCUUAUAUUGAUUAAAGACUGUCCUCAUGCUUUGUAUCUAUGGCACCUUACCCAGCUUGCAAGGAGAGGUGGAAGUCCCCUGAACUUCAAAUUUGUAGAACAUCAUAAGACAACGGCAUUUGUGUUUACUUCUUUUGGCACUGAGAGUGUAUGGAAUUUGGAUGGUGAGCUCUUUCAAGCACACCAACUCUCAGCACAAGUAUUUAGAGGCCUUGUUAGCUUAUUUGCAGCUGGUCCCGAAGUCUAACAGAAGACCUUUCAAAAGGGUUUCUUGGAGAUAUCUUGCCUGUGCCUAUAUUGUACAUUCACUUUGUAAUUAAGUUGUUCGAUCAAAAUAUGGUUGUACAAAUGACUUGUCGGAAUAAAAACAUGGAGGAUGUUUCAGGGGACCUUAGUUUAAGGGUGUUGGAGGUUGAAGCCACACCUCAGAAUAUAUAUAAUACUUGAUCAACUUGGGCACGUUGCCCUUUUUAUUGUUCAA
Molecule: messenger RNA, 1876 nt
Organism: Corylus avellana
Lineage: Eukaryota; Viridiplantae; Streptophyta; Magnoliopsida; Fagales; Betulaceae
Source: RefSeq, a predicted model, not a curated record